Messenger RNA from Theobroma cacao (cacao), 1411 nucleotides. RefSeq names its product 2-oxoglutarate (2OG) and Fe(II)-dependent oxygenase superfamily protein (gene LBO1). Lineage: Eukaryota; Viridiplantae; Streptophyta; Magnoliopsida; Malvales; Malvaceae. The record is from RefSeq and is a predicted model, not a curated record.
GAGCUUCCAAGUAAACCUGAUUACCUAUCAGUUUCUCCAAUAGUUCAAAUUCUGCUUCAUGGCUCCAGUACCUAGUUUUCCAGUUAAGGUUGGGCAUAUUGACGAUGUCCAAGAACUGAGAAAGGCCAGACCAACCUCAAUUCCUGAAAGAUUUGUCAGAGACAUGGCUGAGAGGCCAAAACAUGCUGCAACUCUGGUAUCAGCUAGUGACAUUCCCAUUAUUGAUCUUUGUAAGCUCAUGAAAAGAGACAAAGAUGAACACCAAAGUGAAGCUAUGCAACUCAAAACUGCCUGUGAGGAAUGGGGAUUUUUUCAGGUGGUGAAUCAUGGGAUUGAUCUGAGUGUCCUUGAAAACAUCGAAAAAGUAGCCAAAGACUUCUUCAUGUUACCUUUAGAGGAGAAAAAAAAGUAUCCAAUGGCUCCAGGCACGGUUCAGGGAUAUGGUCAAGCUUUUGUGUUCUCAGAGAACCAGAAGUUGGAUUGGUGCAACAUGUUUGCUCUUGGUGUUGAGCCUCCUUGUAUAAGGAACCCGAAACUCUGGCCAUCAAAACCAGCUGACUUCAGGGAAACUUUAGAAGUUUAUUCAAGAGAAAUCCAGAAACUUUGCGAGAAUUUACUGAAGAAUAUAGCAGUAAGCCUCGGCUUAAAAGGGGAUGUUUUCGAAGAAAUGUUUGGGGUGGCUGUGCAAGCAGUAAGGAUGAACUACUACCCUCCAUGUUCAAGACCUGACCUUGUUCUAGGUCUUAGCCCACAUUCAGAUGGAAGUGCCCUUACAGUGUUGCAGCAGGUAAAGGAUAGCUCAGUAGGACUUCAAAUUCUUAAGGACAACACAUGGGUGCCCGUUCAGCCUGUUCCAAAUGCACUUGUGAUCAAUAUUGGUGACACCAUAGAAGUUCUUACAAAUGGAAAAUACAAGAGUGUGGAGCACAGAGCAGUAACUCACAAGGAAAGAGACCGCCUGUCAAUUGUCACUUUCUAUGCUCCUAGCUACGAAAUAGAACUUGGUCCAAUGCCAGAAUUGGUGGAUGAGAAGAAUCCAUGCAGAUAUAGAAGAUACAAUCAUGGAGAGUACAGUAAACAUUACGUAACCAACAAGUUGCAAGGCAAGAGAACCCUGGAUUUCGCAAAGAUUGAAUCCAAGACCUCUGCUUAAGAAGGACUCCACUUGGUCUCCCACCUAGGCUUACUUGUAACUAGACUAUAGUGUAUAACAUUAGAAAGGGCAUUGCUGGAGAGUUAGAUCUUUCUACUACUUGUGCUUGUAACAGUCAGACAAGUUUGGUAUUCUGUGUAUCAGAAAUGCGUUUGUAUUCAUCGAUGGACUGCACUGUUCAUGUGUAACUCAGAUUGCUAUAUACAUAUCAGCUAAUGGAAGCUGUGGGGUCUUUGAUUAUAAAGCUUUCUCGUCAAA